AAUGCUGAAGGCACCUCAACCAAAUCGCUGAGAUUCGGGAGCGAAAAUUUGUUUCCCGCCAAAUAAAGGCCUUAAUUUAUUAAGUCGCGCUCGCAAGUCUAUUCCUGCUCUCCUUCCGCUUUUUUGCUAUUGCGAAGUGUCUCCAAAGGAAUGGAAAUCAUCCGAUCCCAGAAGAAAACCACCGCGGAAGCCCCGUCGAACCUAUCCAUUUACCGCUGCGCUCCUAACCUGGAGGUCCGGCUUGAUGAUAUCGAGCUAUAUGCCAUUGAUCGGCUUCGCGUCCUCAAAGGAAUUUCGAAUGGGUUGUCCCGCGGGAAGAGGCCGGAUGAAAUGGAAACAAUGGCAAAUGAGCUAUGGAGAACAAAUAUGAGGCAUCCGGAUGCGACGCAGCUCAUAAACAAGGAUGUUGUCUCACAUUUUGUGCUUCGUCUUGUGUAUUGCCGAACGGAUGAACUGAGGAAAUGGUUUCUUUCCAUGGAGACGACCCUUUUCCGUUACCGCUUUCGUCUAGAAACUCCUGAAUCCCAGCGAAUGCUUAUGGCUGAGUUUCAGCUUCCAUAUAAAGCACUGAAUUAUGCGGAAUACGAGAGUGUGAAAGAUAAGUUGGUUCAAGUCUCUCGCUCUAUCGGCCAAUCUCCUAAUGUUGACACAAUCUUCUUCAAGGUUCCGUUCGAAGAAGUCCCAGAACUUGUUGCUAAUCGCAGAGUAUUUCUGCUCAAGGGUAAUGCAUAUGUUGCUAUGAAUCAGGUGACAUCUAUAGUUGUUUCCCAUUUUCGCAGCAACCUUUCUAAGGCUCUUGUGUUGACCAACAGAAAGUGGACUUCAACCCUUAGGGAACAAGAGAAGGAUAGAUUGAGUCCUAUUGUUGAAGCACUAGGUUCAUGUUACUUAGGGCCUGACUAUUCUCAGCCGAUGGAGUUUACUGAUAUAUCAUUAAAAGACAUUGAUCAGUUAGCCAACACUUCAUUUCCUCUUUGCAUGCGUCAUUUAUUUAAUAGGCUAAGAGAAGAUCACCAUUUAAAGCAUGGAGGAAGGAUGCAACUGGGUCUUUUCCUUAAGGGUGUAGGGUUGAAUUUAGAGAAUGCGCUUGCAUUUUGGAGAGCUGAGUUCUCACAAAAGGUUGGAAGUGAGCGAUUUGACAAAGAGUAUGCAUACUCAGUACGUCAUAACUAUGGAAAAGAAGGAAAGAGGACGGAUUAUACACCGUACUCCUGUCAAAAGAUAAUUUCUACUACUCCGACUGUUGGUGAUUAUCAUGGUUGCCCUUACCGACAUUUCAGUGAAGAUUACUUGCGAGCUGCGCUUGCAAAAAUGGGCGUUGGGGGACGUGCAAUGGAUGAUGUGAUGGAAAAAGUUCGAAAUCGCCAUUACCAGCUAGCUUGCACGCUGACUUUUGAAACUAUCCAUGCUGCAUCUUGUGAUACUGGGAUCAAUCAUCCAAACCAGUAUUUUGCUCAAAGUCGAAAAUUGCUUGAACCGAAGAGCUGAUCUUCGUCAUAGCUCCUCACUGCAAGGAAAAAAAUUCUCCAUCCUGCGUCAGCAUGCACUCAAUAGGUAGGCUUGUAAUCAAUUUACAUUACUAACAUUAUUUUAUUUUAUGCCAGCAGCUUUGCUUGGCUGAAUCUGUAUCAGAUAUAAUUGGCUGUUUCUGUAACAUCAUUUAAUGUAAAUGCCUUUCUGCGAAGGUGAUCCUUGUAGUAAUUUUUUCACCUCUUUAAUUUCAAUUUAUA
Messenger RNA from Phalaenopsis equestris, 1730 nucleotides. RefSeq names its product probable DNA primase large subunit. Gene Ontology annotation, cellular component: alpha DNA polymerase:primase complex. The transcript is spliced from 19 exons. Gene Ontology annotation, biological process: DNA replication, synthesis of primer. The coding region runs from base 151 to 1488 and encodes 445 amino acids. NCBI's taxonomy places the organism in Eukaryota, Viridiplantae, Streptophyta, Magnoliopsida, Asparagales, Orchidaceae. The record is from RefSeq and is a predicted model, not a curated record.